Protopolystoma xenopodis is the source of this 894-nucleotide messenger RNA. The record is from the annotation of a GenBank genome assembly. Lineage: Eukaryota; Metazoa; Platyhelminthes; Monogenea; Polystomatidea; Polystomatidae.
AUGCUCGGCCACUUUUACAUACGCUUAAAAGGCAUCAGGGACAUUUUUUCAAACGGUGCAGAGGACGACUUUAACUCACUUGAGGCUAGUGAUGAAGAGCCUGGAGCUCCUAUACUUUCUACUUCCAAGCUGUCUUCCGUCGACGGCAAUCACCAAGCUAUGACUUUAUCUGCAAGCCGACCGACAGAUAUAUUAAUCUCUCCUCUCUCUUCCACCACUUCUGGUGCCUUAACUGCAAUUACCACUACUAUCAACUCCCCUGCUAAAUUACAACCAAUGAAUCAGCCUAUUGGUUCAGAAUAUUCAACAAUUUCUGCUUCCUGCCUUGUUUCUCACCCUGGUAUCUCCCAGGAAACUUUUCAAACAGUUUCUGGCGUGGCUUUUGAAACUGAGACUCCUGUAGCAAAUAGGCAUCCAUAUGAUAGCAACCAUUGCUAUACUGAGUCACUAUCCCUAGAACCUUCACAUGCAAAGCCUCCCUCUUCAAGCGUCAUAUCAUCGAUUAUGCAACUGAAUCCUCAUGAUGAAGUGAAAAACUCACCCAUUUUGACUGUCUCAUCGAUCACAUUAUCAGCCAGAAGCACGACUAGGCCUGUCGAUGCAUUAGCUCGAAUAACUGGUCUAGAUACUGUGUCCACUUGCCUCUCUCCAAUAAUGUCAUCGGGCGCAAUAGCUAUAGAGCCAUGCUCUAUCUUUCGUCCAGACAAGCCUGCUUACAAGUUACCUGUGGCAUACAAUAGCAACGAAUUAUCAGCAAAUGAACUUGCUGGUGUGCAUACCGAAUGCACAGUUGACAUCAUCGCCAAUCCUUCUCAAAAUCUUGAUUGCUCAGUCGAUUCCGAACUAACAGUUCCUCAAACCAAAGAAUGUCUUCAAUUAACACCGAAUGUCACC